Manduca sexta (tobacco hornworm) is the source of this 6505-nucleotide messenger RNA. It is a transcript of the gene pds5, whose product is annotated as sister chromatid cohesion protein PDS5 homolog B. The transcript is spliced from 19 exons. Gene Ontology annotation, biological process: mitotic sister chromatid cohesion; DNA repair. Lineage: Eukaryota; Metazoa; Arthropoda; Insecta; Lepidoptera; Sphingidae. The record is from RefSeq and is a predicted model, not a curated record. The coding region runs from base 282 to 3851 and encodes 1189 amino acids. Gene Ontology annotation, cellular component: chromatin; nucleus.
GAAUGACCUUGAAACGCUGUGAAGUGUCGCUAACUUCGGUGUAGUUUUUCCCGCAGUUUGGCGUCCACAUAGAUUGAUAAAAAAUUGUAUCAAGAUACAUUUUCUAUGUAUUUAGAUCAAUAGGACAUUUGUAAUACCUUAUGUUUUGCAUUCCAGUGACGUUUUGAUGAUACGAUUAUGUUAUUUCAGUGAACCAUUCAUAUGAUUUUGUGAUUUUGUGGUGUUAUAGUAAACACAGGGACGUGAUCUCGGCCCCACGUCUAUGACUUGUUAUUGGCAGCAUGGCGGAAAUAGUGUACCCGCAAGGCUGCCGCCCAAUCACCGAUGACCUAGGACCAGAUGAGCUCGUCCGAAGAUUAAAGGUUCUAGCUCACACACUCCAAGGUCUCGGUCAAGAUGAGGGCAUGUAUCAGCAGUACAUCCCGCUGGCGUUGCAUCUGGCCGACGAGUUUUUUCUCACGCACCCCUCAAGAGAUGUGCAGUUGCUGAUAGCGUGCUGUAUUGCCGACGUGUUGCGUGUUUAUGCGCCCGAGGCGCCGUAUAAAGAUCAGGAGCAGGUGAAGACAAUAUUCCUGUUCCUUAUCAACCAGCUGCAAGGUCUUCGGGAUCCCAAAGACCCGGCUUUCAAACGCUAUUUCUAUCUACUGGAGAAUCUCGCCUACGUCAAGUCCUUCAACAUGUGCUUCGAGUUAGAGGACUGCCAGGAGAUAUUCUGCGCCCUGUUCUCUCUCAUGUUCAAAAUUGUCAACACAGAACAUUCGACAAAAGUGAAAUCGUUCAUGCUGGACGUCCUCUGCCCACUGAUCACGGAGUCGGACGUGGUAUCCAACGAGUUGCUGAACGUGAUACUCAUGAACCUGGUGGAGCCCAAUAAGCGUGAUCACAAACACGCGUACGCUCUUGCCAAGGAGCUGAUAGUGAAGACCAAUGAGACGCUGGAACCGUACAUACAGGCGUUUUUCAACCACGUCCUGAUCCUUGGCAAAGAAGAGAAGACUUUACUUAUAUUUUCAAAAGUAUACGAACUAAUUUAUGAGCUAUACCAAUGUUGCCCGUCAGUGCUAUUGUCGGUACUGCCACAGCUAGAGUGUAAGCUAAAGUCGGCCCAAUUCCAAGAGCGAUUGAGCGGCGUGGCGCUCCUAGCUCGAAUGUUCUCUGAGCCGGGCUCAGAACUGGCCAAACAGUACCCGGCUUUAUGGCGAGCCUUCCUUGGCCGAUUUAAUGAUAUAUCAGUGCCAAUUCGUAUCAAAUGCGUGCAAUAUUGCAUGCACUUCCUUGUCCACCACCCAGGUCUGAGGAAAGAUAUAACAGAAACAUUAAAACUACGUCAGCACGACGCACACGAACAAGUUAGGUAUGAAGUCGUUAUGGCCAUAAUAGCUACAGCGCAAAGAGACUUCCAAGCUGUAGCUGAGUCCGAAGAUUUACUACAUUUUGUAAGAGAGAGGACACUGGAUAAGAAAUUUAAAAUAAGGAAAGAAGCCAUGUCCGGACUCGCUAUGAUCUACAAGAAAUUCCUCACAGAAGAAACAGUGCCACCGGCUACAGAGAAAGCGGUGCAAUGGAUCAAAGACAAAAUCCUUCACGGAUAUUACAUGACGGCUUUAGAAGACCGUUUACUAGUCGAAAGACUUCUGAACACGUCACUAGUACCGUACACAUUGCCAGCUCCGGCGCGAAUGAAAAAACUAUACUAUUUGAUGUCAAAUGUCGAUGAUAAUGCUACGAAAGCGUUCAUAGAACUUCAGAAACACCAGCUAGCUGUCCGACGCACGGUGGCGGAAUGGAUAGAACUUCACAGGAAGCCAGCUACCCCCGCCGUUCAGAAAGAGUUGAUAGCAAAAGUGCUUCACAUCAGUUCGAAGUUUCUGCCAGAGUCUGUGAAGGCGCAGGAGUUUUUGAACAAGUUCUCGCUGCACAUGAAGCAAGCGCCGGAGCUGUUGCAAGGAAUGGAGACUAUAUUGAACCCGAACGUCAGCUGUGAAGUCUGUGUUCGCACAACGUCGAGCGUCCUCAAGAAACUCGGCCAGCCGGUGAUGACGAAUCUGUACUACAACACUGUGAAGAUGCUGCUCGAGCGCGUCAGUUCGGUGAUGAUCGAUCACGAGUCGCUGCUCAUACUCGUCGGGUACGUCGAGGGCGCUGUCAAGGGCACGGAUCCCACCAUAGCCGAUGAAUGCGGCAUAGAGCUGAAGAAGGCUGCGGAGCGCGGCCUGAAGCUGCUGGUGAUGCUGUCGUUCGUGUUCCCGGCGCACUUCCUGCACGAGGACGUGCUCAACCGGCUCACGUCGCUGCUGGAGCUGGACGACGAGACCGUCGCGCCGCACAUCCUCGCCGCGCUCACCUUCCUCGGCAAAUACAGGCCGCUCAGUGAGGCGUGUCCGGCGCUGUUCCCGCGAUUGAUCACACUGUGCAAGGCGUACGCUGAAGUGGGCACGCCUAAACAGGCCAAGAACGCCGUCAGGUGCCUAUUCGUGAACGUGCCGGAGCAGCGCACGCAAAUAUUCACGGACAUCCUGGAGACGCUGAAGGCGACGCUGAGCCCGCACUCGGAGCACUACCGCACCGCCAUCGUCACGCUCGGGCACAUCGCGCACAACCUGCCCGACAACUUCCCCGUUCACAUCAAGAAUAUCGUCUCUAGGAAGAUAGUGAAGGAGCUGCUGGUGCGCGAGGGCGGCAGCGCGUGCUCGGCGCCGGCGGGCGCGUGGUGCGCCGAGGCGGAGCUGCCCGAGGAGACGCGCUGCAAGCUGGAGGGGCUGAAGUGCAUGGCGCGCUGGCUGCUCGGCCUCAAGCGCGACGAGCUCUCCGCGCAGAAGACCUUCCGCAUGCUCAACGCCUUCAUCGUGCACAAGGGCGACCUGCUGCAGCAAAACCGUCUGUCGAAAGCGGAGAUGGCGCACUUACGGCUCGCGGCGGGCGCCGCCAUGCUCAAGAUCUGCGAACAGAAGGGCGUCGGCGACCAGUUCACCGCAGAGCAGUUCUACAACCUCUCGCAUCUCAUGAUCGACGAUGUGCCGCAAGUGAGAGAAGCUUUCGCGGCGAAACUACACAAAGGACUUUCGAAGGGCAUCCCCAAUAAAUGCCUGCCCCUGGACUUCAUGGGCAUGUACGCGCUGGCGGGCCGCGAGCCGGAGCGCCGCAUCCGCGCCCUCGUGCGACAGUACAUGCUCGCAGACGUCGUGCGGCGCCGCGAGUACGUGCGCAACAUCACCGUCGGCACCAAAGUGGAGCGCGCGGUGUCGCAGCUGCCGCACAUCCUGCCGGACUACAUGCUGGUGUUCGCGGUGCCGAUCCUCACGCACGACCCCGCCUUCACGGCAUACGACAAUGUGGCGCAGUUGAAGGUGGUGAAGAACUGCCUAUGGUUCGUCCUGGAGCCGCUGAUCACACGCAACGACUUCUACUGCUACGGAUUCUACAAGAGCCUCGUGGAACGCAUGAAGCUGCACAAGGACGCCUUAAAUGAAACAGACGACGCUGUCAACUAUAAACUGUGGGCGGUGUGCGACCUGGCGAUGUCGGUGAUCUGGGCGCGCUCCACGUCGUUCGAGCUGCGCGACUUCCCGUCCGACGCGCGCAUCCCCACCAUGUACUUCUCGCCGCAGCCCGACUACUUCGCCAACACGCGCGUCUUCCUGCCGCCGGAGCUGCAGUUCCAGCCCAAACGACAAUUGGCGGCCGACGCGAACGCACGCGGCAAGAAACGUCCGCGACCCAUCACCGAGCGGGAGAACACCAACGAUGUAGAGCCAUCGGAAGCGUCAGACACACAGAUCCAACUGCCAGGACUAGAACAAACACCGGAAACGGAACUCGACGAGCCGCAGUCAAAGCGAGCCAGUGAAUGAGCCGUGCAGACUAUUCGCGUGAUAACACACACGCGAUACCACGUACAGAAGACUACAAACACUUGCCGAUAGAACUAAUGACAGGUAUCACUACGUGUCAUGAUAAACCACUUUGGUACUCCGAGCCGGAUUAUUGGUCCUUCGCGCCGGAUUUAAAAUGACAUGUCAAGUCAUUCAACUUGUCGAUAAAUUAUAAGUGAAGCAUAUAACGAGCUUUUAAUUUGAUUAUAUAGUGAAUGUAAAAACUGGUGUUGAAUUAAGGUCAUAAUUGUCCUUCUCUUUAAGAUAAUGACAAAUAGUUAAAUGUUUAAGGUGUAAAAAUUAAUGUUGUAGGUACACCCUUACGCUUUGUAUGGCGUACAGGGUUAUUUAAGACAUAAAAGUGUAUUCUGUCAUUAAUGUCUAUCGUUGAAGUCAUUGGAUUAAUAUCUCUAGCAUUGAUACAAAUGUUAGGACAAGGGUGAGACAACCCUAAAACCCAGUCAGUUGUUACGCUUAACAUUGAAGACUGGCUAUGUAUAUCUCGACAUUAACAUCAUAUAUUUAAUACGUUACUAUAGUAACUGUAUAUAUUUCCUGUGUUUGAUCACUGUCUAAGAGGAAAGGAAGACUUAAUUCGAAAUAGUGUUGCAACGGUUUGCCGGUAUCGAUAGAAUUAAGUGUCGAUUGUCGUAUGGUGUUUGUCUUAAUAUUUAAUUACUGGAAUUGUCUUUUUAUCUUCGGAAAUAUUUUACAAUUGUGUUUAUCGAUUGUUCUUUAAAAUUAUUUCGAUUUAGUGUUUUGGGAUAACAGCUAUUGAGUCUGUUUUUUUCCUUUUUGUGCUCGAUUGUUGUGUCGAUAUCGGCAAAUAGGGACGUUUUUAAGUCUCUGCAUUUUAUCGAUAGAAGUCUAAAAUGACUACAUAAAACAAUCAACACAUAAAUAUUAAAUAAAUUGUGACAUAACGUGUCGUAUUAUUUGAUCGUUCUAAUACAGUGGUACUUUGUAGGCAAUAUUUUUUAUUUUUUUGUAUCAACCAAAUACAAUGUUUAGUUUUGAUUUUAUUUAUCGACUAGCAUCUUGUCGAUAAAAUCUUCUCUAAGGUACUUUAUUUAAAAAGCAUUAGUGACUGUUUUAAGUCGCGAUAAAAUGUGUAAAAAAGCUUUUUUACAUUUCUCAGUUUAAGACGAUAAAAUAAUUAAUCCCAAUCUAUAAACAAUGAAAAUGAAAUAUGUCGGUGUCGAUUUUGUAAUGCAAAAAUAUCUAAGUUUAAUAAUUAUAUCGAUUUCUUGUACGGAAUCGAUUAAACACUGUUUCUGUUGGAAAUCGUAAAUAAUUUACUUGAAUUUUGAAUAUAAGAAUUAUAAAAAAAUAGUAAUUUCAUAAUUAUAUUCCUACCAAACCACACAGUGGUCUCUAGAAUCACCAGGUCAUGUGUAGUCUUUUUAUUAAAAUUAAAAAUCGAUAAUAAUAUCGAUAAAAAAAAAACGAUAAUUGAUAUAAAAUUUGAUGUAUAAAAUUAAUUAUUUUCGAUUCCUAGAUAUUUUUGCAAACUGUCCUGAUUCGUUUUGUCGUGGUCGGAUGUUUAUAUUGUGUGCCGCGGAGUCGCUCGCGGCGAUUGAAGGAGGAUCUAUUCGAGAGUCGAGUCUGUAAUAUAGAUUUUUGUAAACGUAAGUUUUAAUAACAUGAAUGUUUGUUUGAUCGUUAAUUUUAGUUUUAAUUCCUUUUCGGCUGGUCGAUUUAUUUCCAUGUUUUUUUUUUAUUUUACUACGUACCUAUGGUCCCGAACCCAUGACUGUAAUGUUAUAUAGGGCAUUCUGACUGCCUGUGGUCAUCGCAGCGGUAUUCACUACACAUUAAGGAUUAUUUUAAUGGACGAGGCAAGCAUCGACUGCGCUAUCGAUAAAUCGAUUCGAGUCUGUUGCAUCGCGUGCCCUAUUUCUGAGGCAAUUAUGUGUUAAUGUGGCAUAUUUGCCGAACAUAGAUAUAAUACUGUCAAAUGUAGAUGUACCUUUGUGUCUCCCAUACCUAAUAUACAUUACGGGAUAUACACAAUAAUAAGCUGCCAAAACCACGCUUUAAGUUACUAUUCACACCUCAGAAAUAGGUUAUAAUUAAGUUAUAAUUGUCAGAUAAUUUAAUUUUCGUGAUAUUAAUGUAAAAUAUCAAUGUAGUUUUGUGUCGGGGGUCGAACUCUGUAGUAUCAAGGUCAACAUUGUCACGUAUGUGCAUAACCAUGUAAUCCAACCCGUUCCAUUUAGUCGAUAAAUGUAAUGAUUGUGAGGGAGUGAUGGCUGUGGCAUACCAGUAACUGCAAAAUUGUAUAAUCCUUCGUUUUUUAUCGAUAAAAGUUUUGACUAGAUAAGGUAUGACCUAAUGACGUUUGUCAAACGCUUAAAGCGUCUAUAAAUGUUUGUAGCCGAUUAUUGUAUCAUUAAUUUAUCGACUGUAAACCAAUUCGAUGUUAUUGUAAUUGUAUUUAUUGUAAUUAUAGAGUUCUUGCCCGCGUCCCCGCUCCGAUGUCCAACUGUAUUAAGCCGAAAGAAUAUGUUUCAGAAUGUUUUUUAAAUAUAAAUUCUUAUUAAGAGUACCAAAAAUUGAUACGUGCGUCUGCGCCGUGCAAGUCGCAGUGAUGAUUGUCUGUAGUUAUGUAUUAAAAUAAAUAAUAAAUACAA